Molecule: messenger RNA, 181 nt
Organism: Cetraspora pellucida
Lineage: Eukaryota; Fungi; Glomeromycota; Glomeromycetes; Diversisporales; Gigasporaceae
Source: the annotation of a GenBank genome assembly
AUGAGUAGUUUGAUACCUAAAAGACCAAAACUUCUUGACAUUAGAGUUAGAAAAAAGAACUUCAACUUGUCAUCAAAGCAAGAAAAAACUCCUAUUAUAGAAGCAAAAGCAGCAAGCAUGUCAUAUUCAUCAAAUAGUAAACCAAAUAAAAGCAAUAAUCAAAAUAAUAAAAGCUGGGCCA